Molecule: messenger RNA, 6020 nt
Organism: Chelonus insularis
Lineage: Eukaryota; Metazoa; Arthropoda; Insecta; Hymenoptera; Braconidae
Gene: Neurl4
Product: neuralized E3 ubiquitin protein ligase 4
Exons: 9
Coding region: 431-5731 (1766 amino acids)
Molecular function (GO): ubiquitin protein ligase activity
Source: RefSeq, a predicted model, not a curated record
UUUAUUUUUACUGAAACAGUUGGAAUCAUAUUAUAUUUAUCAUAAAAAAUUUUAAUUAUUAUUAAACUCAAUAUUGUCAUAAAUUAUUAAAUUGUUUUUUGACAAUUUAAUUUGACUCCAGUUCAAAAAACCACAAUAAUAAUUACGACAACAGUAGCCAACACUAUUAUAUGAUGAUUAAACUAAAGCGCAUGAGCACUUAUUAAUAAGUUUUUCCAAGGGUUUGCAUUGUGUAUUUCCAAAUUUUCUUAUUGAGCAAACGAUGCUCCAAAGUGAUAUGAUUUUUUGGCUUCUUCAGCCAAAAUAAUAAUAAGUUAAUUCACGUGGUACCUUCAUCAUCAUAUUAUAAUAUAAUCAUCAUUAUUUUUAUUAGUAUCAAAAAUUGUGAAUUAAUAAACGUCAAUUGAAUUAUUGAUAAAAUUAAAUCGAAAUGUUCCAAAGAUGUGGCGAAGGAGUGAAUUUAUCGAACAACAAUUGUACAGCAUCAAGAAAUUAUUCAACUUUCGACGAAGGACGAGUUAUCAGUUUAGAGCCUUUAAAAGAUGAUGAGCUUUUUGAAGUUAGGAUCGAUAAAAAGAUUCGAUCCUGUGAUGAGGGCAAAAUAGAGAUUGGAGUCACCACUUGUGACCCAGAAACAAUGGAAAUGGUUGAUUGGACAUCAAGCUUAGGUCAAACAUGGAUAAUGACAAAUAGUGGAGUUUUACGAAAUGGACGUCUUAUCACCGAUGCUACAUAUGGUAAUAGAUUAAAUAAUUUAGAAGAAGGUCACACAAUUGGAGUAAUGAAAACUUCUAAUAAUGAACUGAUGUUCUUUAUAAAUGGAGUAUCACAGGGAAUAGCAGGAACAAACCUUCCAUCUCGUUUAUUCGUUUUAAUAGAUAUGUAUUUUGAUUACGUUCAAAUAACAAUAAUAAAUCCUAAGUCACUUUUAUCAAUGGAUGAACCAAAAGAUGAGAUGGAUGUAAAUAAUGAAUAUCCUAAUGAUGAAGCGUCGUCAGUAACAAGCAUGGUAGCUAAUUUAAAUGUCAACCUUAAUGUCAAUAUGAAUGUCAAUCUUCCAAAAAAUUCAGAAGCAUCAGCAGCAGCAAUUCGAGAAGAUCGUUUAAGAUUUCAUGAACGUGUUGGAGCACUAGUAAAACUAUCAAACAAUGCCAGAACUGCAGAGAGAAGACGGCCGUUUGAUGAAUUCAAUGACGGUGUUGUAAUGACACAUAGACCUUUAAGAGAUAAUGAACUAUUUGAAAUUCGUAUAGAUAGAUUAGUAGAUAAAUGGUCUGGAAGUAUUGAAGUUGGUGUAACGACUCAUAAUCCAACGGCAUUAAUGUUUCCAGCGACAAUGACUAAUAUGCGUUCCGGAACAACAAUGAUGUCUGGAUGUGGAAUUUUAACAAAUGGCAAAGGGAUACAAAGAGAGUAUGGAGAAAUAAAUUUAGAUGAACUUAGAGAAGGCGAUAGAGUUGGAAUGAUUAGAAGAAGUAACGGAAAUCUACACUAUUUAAUAAAUGGAUUGGAUCAAGGUGUUGCUGCUAAAGUUCCAGCUGGUGUUUGGGGUGUUGUUGAACUCUAUGGAAUGACUGUAAAAGUAACGAUUGUUGAUAGAGAUGAAAGAGAAGAACAAAAUUUAGUAACACGUAGAAAUACACUACAUCUUCAAGGUUUAACUGAAGUGGAUGAAAUUGAUGAACCACCACUGGACAGGCUUACCUUUCAUCCUUGUUGUGGUACUCAUGCAGACGUUAUAAACAACGGACGAACGGCACAUAGGCCUAAUGCUAUGGAUGAUUUUAAUAACGGUGUUGUACUUACAAUGAGACCUCUAAGACCCAAUGAGUUGUUUGAAGUUCGGUUAGACAAAAUAGUUUCGAAAUGGGCAGGUUCUAUUGAGAUUGGAGUGACUACUCAUGCUCCAACUGAACUUGAAUUCCCGUUUACUAUGACAAACGUUCGUUCUGGUACAUGGAUAAUGACAGGUAAUGGAGUCAUGCAUGAUGGGACUUCAAUCAUUGAUCAAUACGGACAAAAUCUUGAUCGACUAAAAGUUGGAGAUCGGGUUGGAGUUAUGAGAAAAGACAAUGGAACCUUACAUUUUUUUGUAAAUGGUGUUGAUCAGGGAUCAGCUGCUGUUGGAGUUCCUGAGAGAGUGUAUGGAGUGAUUGAUUUAUACGGUCAAGCUACACAGGCUACAAUUAUAGAUAAUAGUGAUUUUUACAGUCCCACAACCAAUAAUUCUAGCUUCAGUAAUACCACGUUGUACAGUGACUUGAGAUUUCACCAUGUACAUGGUAAACAUGCAAGAAUUUCCAAUAAUGGACUGACAGCCUCUAGAAUCCGAGCUUUAGGGGAAUUUAAUGAAGCCAUAGUAAUAGCUAAUAGACCUUUACGUGAUGGAGAACUCUUUGAGGUGACUAUUGAUAGAAUGGUUGGACGUUGGACGGGUUCGAUUGAAGCAGGUGUAACAGCUAUUCGACCAGAUGAGUUAGAAUUUCCUUCGACAAUGACUGACAUAGAUCAUGAUACAUGGAUGUUAUCGGGUCCAACAGUAAUGCGAGAUGGAAUGCCUUUACGACAUCAUUAUGCUUGUGAUCUUGAUACUUUAACCGAAGGAAAUAGAAUUGGGAUGAUGCGUUGUUCAGACACAACUCUUCAUUAUUUUAUUGAUGGAGUUGAUCAGGGUGUUGCGUGUAGUGGUCUUCCACAACACGUAUAUCCAGUAAUCGACUUAUACGCUCAAUGCGCCCAGGUAACAAUUGUAGCUCCUGAAAGAAGAGAUACUAUAAUACAGCAAUAUUUACCAUCAGAGAAUAGUAUCAGUCAACAGCCGACAUCAGUGAUUCAACAGCCUCAAACUCAAAUGGAAAUUACUCAUAAGUUUCAUCCAUCAGUUGGCUUAAAUAUACAAUUAAACAGUGACCGUAUUACAGCAACAAGAUGUCGAGAGUAUAAUCAUGCAGUUUUAUUAAGCGAGUGUGGUUUAGAAAACAACGAGCUCUUUGAAAUAGAAAUUCAAGAAGUGGCGUCAGAAUGGAGUGGUUCAUUAAAAAUAGGUGUUAUAGAAAAUGAAAAUGCUAGCUGGUUAACAUCAAUGGAUUUAGUUCCAGGGAUUAAUUCAAUUCCUUCUGAUGCUUGGUAUAUAACGGGAAAUGAAAUUCGUCAUAAAGGCUAUGUUCUAUACUCGAACUACUGUCCUAAUUUAGAUUGGUUACGAACGGGUGAUAAAAUAGGAGUAAAAAGAAAUCAUGAAGGUGAUUUAAAAUUUUACAUUAACGGCGAAGAUAUGGGAGUAGCUGCAAUAAAUAUUCCUGAAAUGGUUUGGGUGGUAGUUGAGCUUUUUGGAAGUACAAUUGCUGUAAAAAUAACUAGUAGUAAACAACAUCAAACGUCAAUUGUAUCUCCAAAUGCUAGUUUAAGACUUCAAGAUUCCUUAGAAUUGCUGUUAUUAGAUCCAAUGCCACCAAUUAUGAGAAAUGAUGGUGAAGGUGUUGAUUCAUUGUCGCCGAUGGAUGCUCCUGAAGCAAAAUUACAGCAAGUUAUCUUAUCUCCUGCCUCUUCUAUGUUACCAACAGUUAUUGCGUCUACAGGAGAAACUGACUACGGUUAUGAAUUCCAUGAAAAUCAUGGGAAAAAUAUUGAAUUAGAUGGCCGUACAGUAGCUAGAAGAGUUGCUAGCUACAAUCAAGGAGUUGUAAUGUCUAGUCGUCCAUUAAUUAAGUGUAAAAUAUUCCAAGUAGAAAUUCAAAAAGUGAAUGAUCGAUGGGUAUCAGGUAUGCUUUGUGGAGUUACAUGUAUUUCUCCAGAAAAGGCAACAUUUCCUCUCACUGCUAUGGGAUUUAAAAAAUAUUCGUGGAUCAUUUGUAGUGAUUGGAUAUCUCAUAACGGUACUAAAGUAACAACAAAAUAUGGCUCAAACUUGGAUAACUUGCAAACUGGUUCAACAAUAGGAUUAUUAAUUGACGAAGAAUCCAGAUUGCAUUUAUUUAUUAACGGAGUCGAUCAAGGAAUAGCUGCUACCGAUCUUCCGCCCUAUGUUUACGCUGUGAUUGAUCUUUAUGGUCAAAUAGAACAAAUUUCACUCAUUGGACCAAUUUCUGAAACAAUUAUUACAAAUAAUGAUGCUAUAAAUAUGGCUAUAGCCAGUAAUACUGAAAGAGUAACAUCAGCAAAUGAUGACGUAGAUGAAGUAGAAAAUUCACGAGAAAAAGCUGAUUUAGAGUGUCAUGAGAAAGAAAAUAUUCCUGCUGCAAUUCCGUCCAGUAUAUCAUUAAAUGUUCAGGCUAUUGGUGAUGAAAUAUCAGCUUUAAUUAGCAAUAGUAUUGAAACAACGUCAAAAUUAAAUCCAUCAAUGCAUAGUAAUAUUUCUAAUUUUAAUAAUAAUUUACCUGGCAAAUCAAUGAUGACGAAGAGCACUACUAGCAGUAUUAAUUCUGACAGUAAUAAUUCAAUAAAUGAACUAGAAGUUCGUAAUGAUACAAAACCAUUAACAUUAAAAUGUCCAAAAAUGAAAAAUCCUAAUGUAUCAUACGACAGUAAUAACACUUUGUCAAACAACGAUCUAGGAAAUUGUGAAGACAAUGCUUCUGAUGUCACUCGGAACAUUAGAAGGAAUGAUUGUACAAAUGUAGAAAUUAAUAAUGCAACGAAUAUUAAUAUUAAAAAUGGCUCAGCAGCAUCGUCGAGUAAUAUGUCAAGUUUAAAUACGGCGAUAAAUUACAUGAAUGCAAAUAAUGCGAUCAAUGAAAGUAUCGCGUCCAGUGGCCAAAUAAAUAAUAUUUCUGCAUCUCAUUCCAAUUCUAAUCACUCAAGUGAUAAUAAUAUUAAUCAAAAUAAUUCUCAAUGUCAUAAUAUCUAUAAUAAUUUGAGCAACUUGACAACAGCAGCAACAUCUUUUAAUAGUUUAUCUAAUUCCUGUCAAGAUAUUCAAGGAAUAAAUCGUCAAAACAAUCAAAUAGUCAAAAAAAAUAGUCAUGCUAUAAUUUCUAAUCAAAAUGGUACAAUUAAUAAUAAUCAACAACAAUCUACAUUGAGUUGUGGACAUCAUCUAUCUUCACCACUAUUACCACCACCACUAACUCCACUAUUUAAUUCUACAAUUAUAUUAACAACUUCUAAAAAAUGUGAAUAUCUUAAAGCUUGUACGAGACUUAAAAAAUCUCUUGUGUUGCCUGAUGAAUUUUUUCUACUUGACGAAGUAAGCUGUUAUUGUAAUUCUUGCUAUAAAAUUGAUGGUGAUGGAGCUAUUUGCAAAAAAGGUGAUCCACCAGCAGAAUUUGCUGUUCCUGUUGGCUGGGUUAAAUUUCCUCUGAAACAAACAAUUAAUUCUAAUCAAAUUCCUCAAAGCACGACAGACAAGUGGCAUGUUGCUUAUUAUCGUACUCGAUUAGAUUCAAUUAGAUGGAUUCUUGAUAGAGGUGAACUUCUACCAAUGGAGCAAUUAAUUACGAGCAAUUUAACAGCAAUUAUAAACAGUGAAAAUCAAAACCCUCAAGUUGUUUUCUCACCAAAUAUAAAAUACGUUACAUCCAAUGAAUGUACUAAAAAGUACCUAUACAUUGAUACUCAAUCGAACAAAAAACUCAACGCUUCAACGGCCUUUCAAUUACAAGUUAGACCUGGUUCAUACACAAUGGGUUCAGAAAAAAAUGGUAGUGAUGGUUUUGAAGCAACAGAAUGGGCAACGAAGGAGACAGGAGCUACAGUGAUUGUAGCUCUAUUAAUACAUCUUGAUGAAAUUUGAGCACAAACUUUACCAUUUCUUCAAUACGUACAUAAUGCACUGUUAUCAGUUUCGUUAUAUUUGUUAGUUAAUUAUGAAUUAAUUGACUUACCGCUAGAUUAUAAGAAUUCGUAAUAAACAUAAACAUUUAUUUUAAUCUAGCUAAUAUAUUUAUGAAAAUUCCAUUUAUAGAUACAUAGAUAAUAGUAAUCGUAGAACCUUGUUGCAAGUAAAUAUGAUUGUACGUUAUGAAUUCUCUAUUGUAACAUAUUGCUUAAUAUUCUGAGUUUUUAUUAUUAUAAUAAUUGUA